GUAGCAUUUCCACUUUGGAACACAAACUAAUUGAGCUUACGUUGUCACCUUCUGCUCCAGACACAUGGUUGUAGGAGGAAUUUUGAUUAUACAGAAAUAUGUUCAGGCAGCUAAUUCUCCUGACUUAGCAGAAUUAAGUCUCCAUGUGCUAUGGAGAGAUAGUGGCAUUUCCGAGGAAGAGGGAGAGUCUGUUUAAAAUGUAUGGGGCAGAUAAGGAUACACUGCAGUUAUGGGGGAUGGAGACACUAGAAUAGAAAGCAGAGUUGGGUGUAGGAGAGCGGUCAGACCCCAGGGGAUACUUUUCUCCUUUUCGAGACAUGGUCUCAUCAUGUAGACCUUGCUAGCUUAGACCUCACUGUGCAGACCAGUCUGGCCUGUCUCUGCUGUCUGAGUGCCAGCACUAAAGGCGAGGGCCACCACACUCAGCCCCCUCAUCGAAGACCUUUGAUUUUGAUUUCAAACCUGGAGGGCACCUUCUCCAGAAGGCAGAGGCGUAACAUUGGCAUUGCGUUCUGAAGCUGUCGAGUAUGUGCCAUCCUUACCUUCUUCCCCCUUCUGCCUUUCCAGAUUUCCAGGUACACCAAGCUCGGCUACGCAGGCAACACUGAGCCACAGUUCAUUAUUCCGUCAUGUAUUGCCAUCCGAGAGUCGGCAAAGGUAGUUGACCAAGCCCAGAGGAGGGUGUUGAGAGGAGUUGAUGACCUUGACUUCUUCAUAGGGGAUGAAGCCAUUGAUAAACCUACCUACGCUACCAAGUGGCCUAUACGACAUGGCAUCGUUGAAGACUGGGAUCUUAUGGAAAGGUUCAUGGAACAGGUGGUCUUUAAGUAUCUCCGUGCCGAACCUGAGGACCAUUAUUUUUUAAUGACAGAACCUCCACUGAACACACCAGAGAACAGAGAGUACCUUGCAGAAAUCAUGUUUGAAUCAUUUAAUGUACCAGGGCUCUACAUUGCAGUACAGGCAGUGCUGGCCCUGGCGGCCUCUUGGACAUCCCGGCAAGUUGGUGAACGCACCCUGACGGGGAUAGUCAUAGACAGUGGAGAUGGCGUCACCCAUGUUAUCCCGGUGGCAGAAGGUUAUGUAAUUGGAAGCUGCAUCAAACACAUCCCAAUUGCAGGUAGAGAUAUUACGUAUUUCAUUCAACAGCUGCUAAGGGAGAGGGAGGUGGGAAUCCCUCCUGAGCAGUCACUGGAGACCGCAAAAGCCAUUAAGGAGAAGUACUGUUACAUAUGCCCUGAUAUUGUCAAGGAAUUUGCUAAAUAUGACGUGGAUCCCCGGAAGUGGAUCAAACAGUAUACAGGGAUCAAUGCAAUCAACCAGAGGAAGUUCAUUAUAGAUGUUGGUUAUGAGAGGUUCCUGGGACCAGAAAUAUUCUUUCACCCUGAGUUUGCCAACCCAGACUUUAUGGAGUCCAUCUCGGAUGUCGUUGAUGAAGUCAUACAGAACUGUCCCAUAGACGUGCGCCGACCGCUGUAUAAGAACAUCGUUCUCUCUGGAGGCUCCACAAUGUUCAGAGAUUUUGGACGCCGUCUGCAGAGAGAUUUGAAGAGAGUGGUGGACGCCAGGUUAAAGCUGAGCCAAGAGCUCAGCGGGGGCAGGAUAAAGCCUAAGCCUGUGGAGGUGCAGGUGAUCACACACCACAUGCAGCGCUACGCCGUCUGGUUUGGAGGCUCUAUGCUCGCCUCGACUCCGGAGUUCUUUCAGGUCUGCCACACCAAGAAGGACUAUGAGGAAUACGGCCCCAGCAUCUGCCGCCACAACCCCGUCUUCGGAGUCAUGUCCUAGUGUCUGCCUCAGAGCCAUUGUCUUGACAGUGUCCUGUUGGGGAAUAAGUGUCCUUCAGAACCCAGAGCAGCCUUGGCUCCUGUACAUAGCAGUGUGGAAUCAGUGUGUGAGCAGCGUGAUUUCAUGGCCGGUGCUCGGGGCCGGGCACAGUCUUCCCAGUAAAGCCAUUUAUCCGGUGCGACUGUUCGUGGUCCUCCUCCCAUCCCCCUCCCCUCCUGCCCCUCCCACUCUCUCUCCUUUCCACCUGAGCUUCUAGGCGAGCAUAGCUCUGAAGGAGUCCAUUGCAACCUUAGAAACUACCAGAGGAACACGUGAUGCAAGUGGUUUCUCCGGGACAGACUGAAGGGUGGAGGAACCCUGGCCUUCCCAGCCUAUUUUUGUAAAUAAAAUGUUAUAAACUUGAAAUACAAAUUGAUGUUUAUAUUUCCUAUCAUUUUGUAUUUUAUGGCAUUUGGUAUAACCGGCUAAUAUUAAGCAUGAGUAGUCACAGAGUUCAUGGAUGUCACAGAGUUCUGUAAUAAAGUGCUUAAUUGUGAGGCAUGCUCUGAUGUCUGUACAGGCAAGUAAAACAGCAGGCCCAAUGCCACAUGUCUGCUGGGCAGUGAUCACAUGUUGGUGGGGUGGUGUGACAUCUGGGCACUCACCAGGACUGGGUGGGAGUUGCUACAGAUGGAUCUGAACUUCCUGAAGCUGCUUUAUAGAAGAUGAUGGUUUAUGUUGUUGAGUGUGGGAUGAAAUACUAUUGCACUGUUGUAAUAAAAGCUGCUAGAAUCUUUACAA
Messenger RNA from Rattus norvegicus (Norway rat), 2568 nucleotides. It is a transcript of the gene Actr3b, whose product is annotated as actin related protein 3B. Gene Ontology annotation, cellular component: cytoskeleton; lamellipodium. Lineage: Eukaryota; Metazoa; Chordata; Mammalia; Rodentia; Muridae. The record is from RefSeq and is a predicted model, not a curated record.